Cucumis sativus (cucumber) is the source of this 2210-nucleotide messenger RNA. Its product is annotated as protein SHORT-ROOT. Gene Ontology annotation, biological process: negative regulation of mitotic cell cycle; leaf development; asymmetric cell division. Gene Ontology annotation, molecular function: sequence-specific DNA binding; DNA-binding transcription factor activity. The record is from RefSeq and is a predicted model, not a curated record. The transcript has a single exon. Lineage: Eukaryota; Viridiplantae; Streptophyta; Magnoliopsida; Cucurbitales; Cucurbitaceae. Bases 542 to 2014 code for a protein of 490 amino acids. Gene Ontology annotation, cellular component: nucleus.
UUUGUCAGACCCCAAAACAAUUCUAUUUCUAAAAAACCACUACUCCAAUCCCCUUUUUCUCUAACUUUACUACAGGCCUAACCCAAAGCUAGAGAGAAUACAGAAUCAUCCCCCCCCAACAACAACAAAAUUUGGUCAAUAUAUCACAGUAUUUAUAACAUUAUAUUAUUUCAGAUUAACCCCAUCAAAAGAAUACCAUAUACCCACUUACGCCCCUUCCAUAGCCUUUGAAAGACACAGAGAGAUUGGGAAAAAAAAAAAAAAAAAAAAAACCAUUUUUCAGCUUCUUCUUUCAUCGAUUACACCAAAAGGAGCUUUUCAAAAUUAAAAAAAGAAACCCCAAAACCUUCCUUCAUUCCUUCCUCGUUCCUCCCAUCUUAAUAAUAUAUCCACACACACACCAUACCUUAAUUUCUAGCCUUGAAGAAACAUAUCUUCUUUACUUUCCGUCCAUUCUAUACGAUUUUUUUUUUUUGUUUGUUGUUGUUUUUAUAUGUCCAAACAACUAAAGAGAUUCGGAGUUUUUUGAUGUGGGUCUUAAAUGGAUACCUUGUUUCGGCUUGUUAAUCUUCAAUCUGAUCAACAAUCUUACAAUUCCAGUAGGAGUACUAAUUCAAGCAGUUCUAGAUCUUCUAGACAAAACCAAUACCAUCAUUACCAUCAACAAGAAGACGAAGAAUGCUACAAUCUUCUCAUGGAUGACGAAGAUUUCUCAUCGUCUAGUAAUUCUAGACAAUAUUAUAAUAGUAAUCCAUACCAUCCUCCUCACCCAUCCUCUACCACCACCCCAACUCCUCCGCUCGAUCAAUUCUCAUUCCUUUCACCUUCACCGGAUUUCAACUUCGAAUUUUCCGGCAGGUGGGCCCCUGAUAUUCUCCUUGAAACUGCCAGGGCUAUUUCUGACAGGAACAGCGCUCGCGUUCAGCAACUCAUGUGGAUGCUAAACGAACUCAGCUCUCCCUAUGGAGAUACGGAUCAAAAGCUAGCUGCCUAUUUUCUGCAAGCCUUGUUUAGCCGUAUGACUGAUUCCGGCGACCGUAAUUACCGCGCUUUGGCAUCUGCUUCUGAGAAAACGUGCUCAUUCGAAUCCACUAGGAAAGUGAUGCUCAAGUUUCAGGAGGUUAGCCCUUGGACCACUUUUGGCCAUGUUUCUUGCAAUGGCGCAUUAAUUGAAGCUUUAGAAGGCGAAUCGAAGCUACAUAUAGUCGAUAUUAGCAAUACAUAUUGUACGCAGUGGCCUACUUUGCUUGAAGCUCUAGCUACUCGCACCGACGAUACGCCACACCUCCGUCUCACGACGGUGGUUACUACCAAGCCGAGCGGUGGGACCGGAGCUGCGGCUUCCCAGAAAGUAAUGAAGGAAAUUGGUACAAGAAUGGAAAAGUUCGCUAGGCUUAUGGGCGUACCUUUUAAAUUCAAUGCGCUUUACCAUUCCGGUGAUCUUUCGGAAUUGGACAUGGCGAAAUUAGAUAUUAAAGAAGACGAGGCACUUGCGAUUAACUGCGUCGGAGCUUUACGUUCCGUGGCGGCGAUUAACAACCGUCGAGAUUUCUUGAUUUCGUCUUUUCGUAGUUUACGGCCGCGGAUCAUCACGGUGAUUGAAGAGGAAGCGGAUCUCGACGUUGGCGUUGAUGGAAUUGAAUUUAUGAGAGGGUUUCAAGAAUGUUUGCGGUGGUUUAGGGUUUACUUCGAGACAUUGGACGAGAGUUUCUCAAGGACGAGUAAUGAGCGAUUGAUGCUGGAGAGAGCAGCCGGUAGGGCAAUCGUCGACCUAGUGGCUUGUUCGGCGGCGGAAUCAGUUGAGAGGCGGGAAACAGCGUCGCGGUGGGCUCAGCGGCUGCAUGGAAAUGGAUUUGGUCCAGUGACGUUCAGCGACGAAGUGUGCGACGACGUUAGGGCGUUGUUGAGGAGAUACAAGGAAGGAUGGGCAAUGACACAGAGCUCGGACGUCGCCGGAAUAUUCUUGACGUGGAAAGAGCAGCCGGUGGUGUGGGCCAGUGCAUGGAGACCUUGACCUUCACUACUUGGAAUUGGAUCAUGGAAAUAGUCCGAUUUGGUCGGUUCGGUUCGGUUCGGUUCAAUGACUUUUUGCACGUGUCUGAAGGAUGGGUGAAUUUCUCGGUUUGGCCGUGUUUGUGGGGGAACAUAAAAAUUUAAUUAUCUAAUUUGAGUGAUUUUAAUACAAUUAAGGUACAUUUAAUUUCUUGAUU